ACCCUAGCUGCCGCCGCGCCCUUCUCCGGGCGUCUGGAUUCCCUUCCUCGCGGCCCCGCCCAGGCGGCUGCCCGUGACCUGCCUGGGCGCAGGGAGCGGAAAGUCGGGAAGGGUGAGGGGAGUCCAGUUCGUCAUGGGGCUGUUUGGAAAAACCCAGGAGAAGCCUCCCAAAGAGCUGGUCAAUGAAUGGUCAUUGAAGAUCAGGAAGGAAAUGAGAGUUGUUGACAGGCAAAUAAGAGAUAUCCAAAGAGAAGAAGAGAAAGUAAAACGGUCUGUGAAAGAUGCAGCCAAGAAGGGCCAAAAGGAUGUCUGUGUGGUUCUGGCCAAGGAGAUGAUCAGGUCAAGGAAGGCUGUGAGCAAGCUCUAUGCAUCCAAAGCACACAUGAACUCUGUGCUCAUGGGGAUGAAGAACCAGCUUGCGGUCCUAAGAGUAGCUGGUUCCCUGCAAAAGAGCACAGAAGUGAUGAAGGCCAUGCAGAGUCUUGUGAAGAUCCCAGAAAUCCAGGCCACCAUGCGGGAGCUGUCCAAAGAGAUGAUGAAGGCUGGAAUCAUAGAGGAAAUGUUAGAGGACACCUUUGAAAGCAUGGAUGACCAGGAAGAAAUGGAAGAAGCAGCAGAAAUGGAGAUCGACAGAAUCCUCUUUGAAAUCACAGCAGGAGCCCUGGGCAAAGCACCCAGUAAAGUAACCGACGCCCUUCCUGAGCCUGAACCCAUCGGAGCGAUGGCUGCCUCAGAAGAGGGAGAGGAUGAGGAGGAUGAAGAGGACCUGGAGGCCAUGCAGUCCCGGCUGGCCACACUCCGAAGCUAGGGCCACCCAGUUGUGGCCUCAGCUCUGUAGUGCCCUCGUCUAGGUGUGGGCACAGCCUCCGGGGAGUCCCCGUUUCCUGUAUCUCUUGCACUACACCUCUGUUGUGAAGCAUUGCAUUUUGGAGAGGGUUCUUUGCUAGUAUAUCUUCACUGUUUGCAGAGGUCUUAAGGACUGUUUUUAUGAAGGUGGUAUAAUCAAAUGCAUUAUUUUCAAGAUCAUAAGUAGCAGAAGUAUCUUUCUUGGGGGAGGGCAAAGAAACCCAUUUUCUCAUGAAGCAGUUCCUAGAAGAGUCAAUUGAAUGUUGAGGACUCUCUACUGGUGUGUAUGUGUAAAAUACUACGUAAAUGGAUGUCAAUAAACUUCUACUUUAGCUCUUGGUCUCAUUGUAGAUGUCGUGUGCAAUGAACUCAAGGUGUUGAUCUCCCAGAUGUCUCAGUGUUGGCCCUGGAAAGAGAAAGUGCCGUCACCAGGCAUCAGAACAUGGGAGCUCAGCAGAAGUGCCUUCUGCUCAGGAGCUGCUGGUCCUGAUCUUCAGACAGUGUUUGGGGGCCACUCUCCGCAGUUGUCAUCUGUUUAACCAGUGGGUGUUGGUAAUGCGCUGUGUUGGCUGAGGAACUGUACAACGCACCUGUGCACACGUGGGUAGCUUUGCAGCUGUUAGUCAUUCCUCCCCAUGGCAAGUGUCAUGCGGAACAGACAGCUCUGGGAUCAGGACUCUUACCCCCCAUUCUCGCUGGAGCCAAGGGUCUCGCACACAGGGACAUGGCCUCACCAUGAAUAUGAAGAGCUAACGAGCGAGAAACUUUGGUUAUGCAUUGAAACACACACACCACGACAUGCUUUAGAUGCACUGAGAAGUAACCUGGCAGUUGCACUGUGUGUGUGACAGUUAGAAAAGCUCUUUGGCAUGAUUGGUCUCAUGCAGUCUUCACAGAUGAGAACAGCUGUUUGCUGAAGUCACAAACGCUCAUGUACAAUGGCCUGUGUCCACCAUUAUUGUGGUACAGAAUGGCUUUGUUACCCAAAAACAACCCUAUGUGCUCUGUUCAUCCCCUCCUCCCUGGUCCCGUGACAUCCAUUGGCCUGUUGACUAUCUCUCUGGGUUUUCCUUUUCCAGCCUUUCAGACUAGCUUCCCUUGCGUGCUAAUGAGCAUUUAAGUUUCCUCUGUGUGGGUUCAUGACUUGAUUGUUCAGCUCUUCUCAGUGAGCAGCAUUCCAUUUUCUAGAUGAACCAAAACUUGUCCUGAAGGGCAUCUGGACUGCCCCUCAGUUUGGGGAUUAUCACUAAACCUGAAGCAAUGUCUGCAGCACUUUCCCUGUGUGUGAGUUUUUAAUUCCUGUGGAUACCAGGGAGCUCAACCAUAGGACGUGUGGUCAGCACACACUUGGGGCUGUAAGAGGCUACACCAGCCUUGCAUAGCACACACUGUCCACCUCCUAGGAGGAAGAGUUCUGCCGUUCUGCGUCCUUGGCAGCAUUUGUCAUGAGGGAUUUCUGUUGUGUUGGUACCGUGUCUUAAUCUGUAAUCCCCGAUGAAGCAUGCUGGGCAUCUGUUUCUAUACUUGCCUUCUCUGUAUUUUGUUUGAGAAUGUUGAAAUAGUGGCCUUGAACUCAUGACCUCUCUGCUCAGCCACCAUGCCCAGCUUGCCACCUGUAUUUCUUCACUGUUUGUUCAUUUUAUAAACUGGAUUGUUUUCUGAUCACUCAACUUUAAGGUCCUCUUCCAUAUUUUGGACCAGUCAUCUAUCAGAUUUUAUCCUAUUCUCUGGUCUGUUCACUCAUUGUUGACAGUUGCUCAAAGCUGACGUUUUUUACUUUUAAUAAAACCCUGCUUCUCAAUUA
This is a messenger RNA of Peromyscus leucopus (white-footed mouse), 2650 nucleotides long. It is a transcript of the gene Chmp3, whose product is annotated as charged multivesicular body protein 3. The transcript has 6 exons. The coding region runs from base 134 to 808 and encodes 224 amino acids. Gene Ontology annotation, biological process: protein transport; late endosome to vacuole transport; endosome transport via multivesicular body sorting pathway. Gene Ontology annotation, cellular component: multivesicular body; ESCRT III complex. NCBI's taxonomy places the organism in Eukaryota, Metazoa, Chordata, Mammalia, Rodentia, Cricetidae. The record is from RefSeq and is a predicted model, not a curated record.